Messenger RNA from Quercus robur (English oak), 1131 nucleotides. Its product is annotated as leucine-rich repeat extensin-like protein 3. The transcript has a single exon. Lineage: Eukaryota; Viridiplantae; Streptophyta; Magnoliopsida; Fagales; Fagaceae. The record is from RefSeq and is a predicted model, not a curated record. Bases 27 to 944 code for a protein of 305 amino acids.
UAGUAAUUAGAGUUGAAUUAUUGGAAAUGGGUACUCUUGGAUGCUUGAGGCAUUGGCCUCAGGUGAUUUAUGCUAUAGUAUUUUGCCUCAUAGCCACUAAUGUGGUAGCUGAUAAGCUUUACUUCUUUGGUUUGCAACCAUUGGCCCAACAUGAAGACCACCAGCCCCAUAAUCAUUUGCCACCUCCAUCUCACGACCAAGAACCUCAUCCCCCAAGCUAUCACACAUCACCUCUGCUUGAAGUUUUUAAAACACUACCUCCACUGCCAAAAUUUCCUCUACCUCCAUUGCCAAAAUUUCCACUACCACCACCAUCUCCUUCACCUCUACAGCCAAAAUCUCCACCACCACCAUCUCCUUCACCUCCACCGCCAAAAUCUCCACCACCACCACCACCAAAAUCUCCAUCACCUCCACCACCACCAAAAUCUCCCCCUCCACCACCACCAAAAUCAUCACCACCGCCACCACCUCCUUUAGUAUCCCCUCCACCACCUCCAUCUCCAUCACCUCCACCACCAAAAUCUCCACCACCACCAAAAUCUCCAUCACCUCCACCACCUUCGAAAUCUCCACAACCACCACAACCAAAAUCUCCACCACCACCACCACCAUCACCAUCUCCAUCACCUCCACCACCAAAAUCAUCACCACCGCCACCAUCUCCAUCACCUCCACCACCAAAAUCUUCACCACCACCACCACCACCACCAAAAUCUCCAUCUCCUCCAAAAUCUCCACCACCACCACCAAAAUCAUCCCCACCACCACCACCUCUCUCACUAUCUCCUCCACCACCAAAAUUUCCACCACCACCACCUCCAAAAUCUCCAUCAACUCCUCCACCACCAAAAUCUCUACCACCACCACCACCAAAAUAUCCACCACCACCACCAAAAUCAUCACCACCGCCACCACCAAAAUCUCCUCCACCACCUAAAUGAUCUCUACCACUACCACCAAUAAUUAUCUCAUAAGAAUAAAUGCUUCCUUAUUUGGAUGUCGAAGUGUGGCAAAGUUUGUUAUCUUUGUAUUUACAAAUAUGUAUUUUAAUGAAUAAUGAUCUCUAGUAGAGAUCGUGAAUCUGUGUAUGAAGCACUCAAUGUAUCAAACUAUUUGAAGCAAUGUGAC